Canariomyces notabilis is the source of this 2820-nucleotide messenger RNA. RefSeq names its product FTHFS-domain-containing protein. The record is from RefSeq and is a predicted model, not a curated record. Lineage: Eukaryota; Fungi; Ascomycota; Sordariomycetes; Sordariales; Chaetomiaceae. Gene Ontology annotation, biological process: tetrahydrofolate interconversion. Gene Ontology annotation, cellular component: cytosol. The transcript is spliced from 4 exons. The coding region runs from base 1 to 2820 and encodes 939 amino acids. Gene Ontology annotation, molecular function: methenyltetrahydrofolate cyclohydrolase activity; ATP binding; formate-tetrahydrofolate ligase activity.
AUGGCCGCGACAAAAAUUGACGGAACGGCCAUAGCACGCAAGGUCCGUGAGCGGCUCCAGGCCGAGAUUGCGGAAAAGAAGGCCAUCAAUCCGCGAUUUCAGCCGUGCCUCAAGAUCAUCCAAGUGGGUGACCGAUCCGAUUCUUCCACCUAUGUGCGCAUGAAGUUGAAAGCCGCCGAGGAGGUCGGCAUUGUUUGCGAAGUGAUAAAGUUUGACGACACGGCUACCGAAGCUGAGCUCGUCGCUCGUGUGGUUGCCCUCAACAACGACCCCGCCGUUCAUGGUAUCUUGGUGCAGCUUCCCCUUCCGAGCCACGUCUCCGAGUAUGCCGUCACGUCGGCCGUGGCAAGUGAGAAGGAUGUGGACGGCUUUGGCACCUACAACAUUGGCGAGCUCGCCAAGCGCGGCGGCCGACCAUUCUUCGUCCCCUGCACUCCGAAGGGUGUCAUGGUGCUUCUUAAGGAAACCGGUAUUGACCUGAAAGGCAAGAAUGCCGUCGUCGUUGGGAGGAGUGACAUUGUCGGCAGCCCCGUCAGUUACCUCCUGAAGAAUGCCGACGCCACUGUCACGGUCUGUCAUUCCAAGACAAAGGACCUCGACCAGCAUCUCAAGGACGCCGAUGUCGUCGUCGUCGCCAUCGGAAAGCCAGGCUUUGUUAAGGGCGAGCAGCUCAAACCGGGCGCUGUGGUCAUUGAUGUGGGGACCAAUUACAUACCCGAUGCCACCAGAAAGUCGGGCCAGCGCCUGGUGGGCGAUGUGGAUUUUGAAUCAGCCUCCCAGGUCGCCUCAUUCAUCACGCCUGUCCCCGGUGGCGUGGGGCCCAUGACUGUUGCCAUGCUACUUCAGAAUGUCGUUGAUUCGGCUACGCAGUCUUUCGACGCCGAGAAGCAGAGACAGAUCAUCCCCCUUAGUCUCACGCUCCUGGAUCCUGUUCCCUCCGACAUUGCCAUUUCUCGAGCGCAGGCGCCAAAGCACGUGUCACAGAUUGCCAAUGAGGUUGGCAUCUCGCCCUCGGAAUUGGAGCCCUACGGCGCAUACAAGGCCAAGGUCGAUCUUAGCAUCCUCAAGCGCCUCGGUCACCGUCGGGAUGGCCGCUAUGUCGUAGUCACAGGCAUCACACCAACCCCUCUCGGCGAAGGCAAGUCCACAACCACAAUGGGCCUUGCCCAGGCUCUGGGUGCCCAUGUUGGCCGCCUCACAUUUGCCAAUGUGCGCCAGCCCAGCCAGGGUCCUACUUUCGGAAUCAAAGGUGGUGCUGCUGGCGGCGGAUACAGCCAGGUCAUUCCCAUGGACGAAUUUAACCUGCACUUGACUGGCGACAUUCACGCUAUCACAGCUGCCAACAACCUCCUAGCCGCCGCCAUUGACACGCGCAUGUUCCACGAAAGCACCCAAAAAGACGGUGCUCUUUACAAGCGGCUGGUUCCUGUCAAGAAUGGCAAGAGAGCGUUUGCCCCUGUAAUGCUGCGUCGGCUGAAGAAGCUGGGAAUUGAUAAAACAGACCCGAACGACCUGACCGAAGAAGAAAUCCGCCGUUUCGCUCGUCUUGACAUUGACCCGGAAACCAUCACUUGGAGGCGCGUUCUGGACGUUAACGACCGGCAUCUGCGUGGCAUUGUCAUCGGGAAUGCGCCGACUGAAAAGGGCCACAGCCGGGAGACAGGGUUUGACAUCUCCGUGGCUAGUGAGUGCAUGGCCAUCCUUGCCCUGAGCACCAGUUUGGCCGAUCUACGGGAGCGCCUUGGCAGAAUGGUGGUUGCAAGCUCGCGGAGUGGUGAACCUAUUACCUGCGAUGACAUUGGCGCAGGCGGUGCGCUUACUGCGCUGAUGAGGGACGCAAUCAAGCCCAACCUCAUGCAGAGCUUGGAGGGCACUCCCGUCUUCGUGCACGCAGGGCCGUUUGCCAACAUUAGCAUCGGCAACAGCUCCAUUCUGGCGGACAAGAUGGCUCUGAAGCUCGCCGGCACCGAGCCCGAUGAGGAUUAUACGACCAAGGCCGGCUUUGUUGUGACCGAGGCCGGGUUUGACUUUACCAUGGGUGGCGAACGCUUCUUCAACAUCAAGUGCCGCACGUCAGGUCUCGUCCCCGAUGUCGUCGUCGUUGUGGCCACUAUCCGCGCGCUCAAGGUUCACGGUGGCGGUCCGCCCAUUUCGCCCGGAGCGCCUCUUGAUGCAGUCUACAGGGAAGAGAAUGUCGAGGUUCUGCGAAAGGGCUGCGUAAACCUGGCGAAGCACAUUGCUAAUGCUAGGUCGUACGGCGUUCCAGUGGUUGUCGCAAUCAACAAAUUCUCCACCGACACGCAGGCCGAGAUCGAUGUUGUCCGCGAGGAGGCCAUCAAGGCGGGCGCCGAAGAUGCCGUCCUGGCCAACCAUUGGGCUGAGGGCGGCAAGGGUGCCAUAGACCUCGCUCACGCUGUCAUAGCAGCGGCUGAGAAACCCAAGGACUUCAAGCUCCUCUACAGCCUCGAGGGCACCGUGCAGGAGCGCAUUGAAAAGAUCGCCCGUGAGAUGUAUGGCGCUGCCGCCGUCGAGUUCAGCGAGCUCGCCCAGAAGAAGGUCGACACGUACACUCGCCAGGGCUUUGGUAACCUGCCCAUCUGCGUUGCCAAGACGCAGUACUCGCUGAGCCACGACCCGGAGCUCAAGGGAGCGCCGACUGGCUUCACGGUGCCUAUCCGGGACGUCCGCAUGGCUGCCGGCGCUGGCUACCUGUAUGCCUUAGCGGCCGAUAUCCAGACGAUUCCCGGCCUGCCCACCGCUCCAGGCUACCUCAACGUUGACGUGGAUGCUGAGACUGGCGAGAUUGAGGGCUUGUUCUGA